AAUGAAGAGAAUCCUUUCCUUGAUCUGUCUUGUUGUUUGUAUUCUUGCUUGUCAACAAAUCAAUGCUGCAUGUGGUCCUCCAAUGUGCAAUGAUAACGUCUUGUUCGCUCCUGCAAUGGUCAAGCUCAUGUACAACCACAUGCAUGGCAAUACUACCCUCCCAUCCAAAGUCAAGACAACUGGUCCUCCAUGCACUGCCUGUUUGCCAUGUUGUGCCUUCUUGGCAUCCGUUGAGCAAUCUACCAUUGACCAAAGAGAUGAAAUCCAAACAUUGAACACCAUUGUUGAUUCAGUUGAUUGGACUUGUAAAACUAGUGAAUGUGCUCAACAUCAUGUUGAAUUGAGAAAUAUGGUUUCAAAGGUUAUUGAAGAAAAGAGUCAACCAUUGUUGCAAGCCAUGUCAUUGAAAUCCACCACCAACACUGAUGCUGUUACUCAAUCCAUUAGAGAACAUUUGGAAAUGUACAGCAGACAAAUUAAGAGAUCAAGAGAUUUUGAAAAGACAAAGAAUGAAAAUCAAUUCUUGACCAAUUUAUUGUCCUGUCCAUGUACUGCCUGCCCAACUCAAUGUGCUGUUAGAAAGUUGCUUUUCAAACAACAUUAACUGCAAACAUAUUAAAUAAAUAUUAAACAGAUGUUGGCC
Naegleria gruberi is the source of this 643-nucleotide messenger RNA. RefSeq lists its product as uncharacterized. Lineage: Eukaryota; Heterolobosea; Eutetramitea; Acrasida; Naegleriidae. The record is from RefSeq and is a predicted model, not a curated record. The transcript has a single exon. Bases 2 to 604 code for a protein of 200 amino acids.